Messenger RNA from Toxorhynchites rutilus septentrionalis, 1290 nucleotides. RefSeq lists its product as uncharacterized. The coding region runs from base 111 to 1241 and encodes 376 amino acids. NCBI's taxonomy places the organism in Eukaryota, Metazoa, Arthropoda, Insecta, Diptera, Culicidae. The record is from RefSeq and is a predicted model, not a curated record. Gene Ontology annotation, molecular function: protein binding. The transcript has 2 exons.
AUUCGAUGCUUGAACGUCACUUCUUCAAACCAAGUCGUAUCAAUUAUUGAUAAGAGUAGUCUCUCGUUUCAUCUGCUUUGAGUUUUUUCACAAAGGAUCGCUACUCCGCAAUGGAUGCCCGCUGUUGGAUUGCCAUAUUUUGUACAGUGAGCUUAUGCAGUUUCAGUACAGCAUGGCUUUAUCCUUGCAAACGAUAUGGAUUUGGUUCCUACACUAUCAUGAAACAGUGCACUCUCGAGAAAGUUUUCAUCAACCAGGAAACUGCACUUUAUCGUGUAUUUUUUCCACCUGUCGAUCUGGCAAUCUACUCUGGAUACAUACCAAGCUUCAACGAGGCGGUUGCCGAACGUCUGAGCAACAAAACAAAACGUCUAUCGAUCAUGUUCUGUGGAGUGGAGGACGUAUUCCUGAAGGACACUUUGAAAAGCGUCGAUCUGCGUUUCAAUCUUUUAUCCAAGGUGCAGUUCCGAUCUGCGAAAGCGUUGCAAAUUUGGACACUUCAUUUGGAUUACAACCUCUUGAGAGACGCUUCGUUUGUGCAGAAUAUGGAAGCUCUUGUGAUACUAACGCUGAGCAAUAACAUAAUUAGCACGCUGAGUUGGAAUACGUUUAGGCGACUGAGGAAAUUGGUUACCCUUAAUAUUGGCGGUAACCUAAUCAAAAGCAUCGACAGUGAGGCGGAUUUCAAGUUGCCCGCUCUGAAACGCCUCGAACUCGCUGAGAAUCGAAUGGAAUAUUUCGAGCUUUCACGCCUGAACUUUCAAGCCGUCAGGGAACUUAAUGUUUCCUCUAAUCAACUGCUUUCCGUGAACAUGUUCCACUUUGGCAGAACAUUUCCGGCUUUGGAAUCGGUGGAUAUCAAUCAUAAUCCGUGGAAUUGCGGCCGAAAGCAUCGGCUGGAAGAUAGGAUGGAUCUGAAAGGCAUUCGGAACGAGAAAUCUCAGAUUCCACCGCGAAUCAGCUGCCACGAAAAUAAACUUGAAACGGUUGCUCUCACAACACCGGAAGAAGUGGACGAAAUUACCCACAAUUUCAGACAACUUGAAUAUGUCUACGCGGAUCAACUGAGCGGAAACGAGGCCAAACAACGGCUGGCGAUGGCAGAGGAAAGGAUAUCCUAUUUGAUGUACGAUUUGAAUGCGACCGACGUGGCAGUGCAGAAACUAAAACAGAAAGCAAGUCAUCUGUUCCAGCUGUACAAUUUACGAACGACGUCACGUAACUUCAAUAUGCCCAGCUGAGGGACGUGUCAAAGUGCCCUUCUCGAAAAUAAUUAUAAUAAAGAUGUAG